AUGUUUUCUGUUGGAAGUCAAUUUCAGCCAAUGGAAGGCAUGGAAGGCUCGAGCGACGACUAUCCAAUUGUCAUCCCCGAACUCAGCAUGAAUAUGUUCGAACUUUUCCUCUCAGUUGCAUACAGCAGUUGGAAACCCGAGGGUCCCACUCAUGAUGAUGUUAUCGACCUUCUUCGGUUCAGCAACAAGUUCAUGAGUCAAAAAGCUCGCAAUGUCGCCAUUAAUCACCUUCAAGAACAUCGAUUUCAACACAAACCAUAUGAACUUCUGGCACUCUGUCUUGAAUUUUCAAUUCAAAAGUUCUUUGUUCCCGCUUUUCGCCGUCUCAUUGAAUUUCGUGUCCGCGAUAUUCCAGGACCAGUGCGAAAGAGACUUGGGUUUGAAGUAUGGAACACCUUUGUAGAUUUAAAGGAGCUUCUCAACGAGCACUGCCACAUUGUCGCCUGCGAGGAGCUGCCCAUUAUCGAGCACUCACAAUACUGCACUGACAACACCACAUGUUCCAUUGACUGGCAGCAACUGUGGUGGAACUCAAUGGCCCGUUUUCUUGUUGAUGGACGCAAUCCUCAAGAUUUCCGUGACACUGUCGAGCACUUCCAGGAGCUUGGGUUCGAAAUCGGAAGGGUGAAUCCAGAGUGCUGGAAGACCCUGCUUCAAACAGUGAAGAAAGGAGCGGCAUUCCAUCUAGCCUUUGAUCUCAUUGAGGAGACAGCUCAGCAGUUGUCGGCAGCUCUGAUCACAGAGCCUGGCCCAAUGUUGACACGUGCAGAGUUGGAUACCUUGGGGCAUCAAUGA
Messenger RNA from Suillus paluster, 795 nucleotides. RefSeq lists its product as uncharacterized. The coding region runs from base 1 to 795 and encodes 264 amino acids. Lineage: Eukaryota; Fungi; Basidiomycota; Agaricomycetes; Boletales; Suillaceae. The transcript is spliced from 2 exons. The record is from RefSeq and is a predicted model, not a curated record.